Messenger RNA from Rhincodon typus (whale shark), 2769 nucleotides. RefSeq names its product cytochrome b-245 chaperone 1. The transcript has 7 exons. NCBI's taxonomy places the organism in Eukaryota, Metazoa, Chordata, Chondrichthyes, Orectolobiformes, Rhincodontidae. The record is from RefSeq and is a predicted model, not a curated record. Bases 172 to 744 code for a protein of 190 amino acids.
ACAAAGAUACACUAUUGUUCUUUGUCCUUCCCCACCUGUCUGCAGCUUUUGAUAUUAUUCACCUCACCAUCCUUCUCCGAGGCUUCUCCACUGGGCUGGCCAGCUGGAUUCAUUUGAAAGCAUCUUUUGAAAACUUGUCGUCAGUACUUCUGAGUCCUGCUUUUCGUAGAGAUGGCAUACAUGGUCAUUGAGGAGCAAACAGAUUCAAUCCUUCAUCUUAAAAGAUCUCCUGGUAUUAGGUCCUGGUCUGUGUUAGUUGGAAUUGGUUCUAUUGGUUUAGCUGCUGCUUACUAUAGUACAGACAAUUGGGGAUGGAAGUUGUUCUAUGUUGUGGGCUGUUUAUUUGUGGCUGUACAAAACUUGGAAGACUGGGAGGAAGUCAUAUUUGACAAGAAUAAAGGGAAUGCAGUUCUUAAAAGUUUUAACCUUUAUACAAGGAUAUUGACCAUGUGGAAUAAAAGUCAAGAACAAGUGGUGGCACAGCUUCAGCAUAUUCGUGCCAUUACCGUAGAGGAGGAGAGAGUCCGCUAUUUGGGAAAAGGAUACCUUGUGGUACUGCGGUUUGCGACUGGGUUUUCACACCCAAUUACCCAAAGUGCAGUGUUAAGUAAUCGAAGUGACGUUGCUGCUGUAGCACAACUUAUAACUAACUUUCUAAACCUUAACAAACCAUCCCUUGAAGAUAAGCUGGGAUUGUCUCCAGACAGUAGUGAUGGCACUGGCAGUGAUAAUGAAAAGAACUGAAGAUUACUAGCAGGAAACAUUUCGCGGACAUUAAGCAUACAACCAAAAGUAAACACAGGGCUUUUAAAAUCUGAACAUUUAAGGAACAUUAAAGAAUCAGCCUUAAACAAACUGGUUGUGAAACUGCACAGGAAGCAAUGUCCAGCUCUCAGUUACAUGCUGCAAUGCCAACUUCUUUGCUGGUGAAAUAAGACACUAUAAUUUUUAGUUUUUGUGUUGCUAAUGUAACCCCCACUUGCUUUGGCAGAAUGCUACUUUGAUCAAAUGCACAAAAAAAAGCUUUAAAAUACAAUAACGAGUUAUGUCAGAAAUAUUGAAUGGAGAACCUUUGUUUCAGUUGUGACUGUCCUUACAACUGUCUUCUGUUUAUUGUCUUUUUCAAUUCACUUUGUGUUUUCUUCUAAAGCAGAAUUUAUUCAAUUGAUUUUGCAUAAAAUGAAAGAAUGCAAUGAAAAAGUGCAGAUUAUUUGUAUAUUUCAGUAAAGCCAAAAACAUAGACAAGGAGUCAUUAGUGUUUAAAAGCCGAGAGCUUUCGUAGUAUAUCAAAAAGUGUGUGUUUGGAUAAAUAUGUUUCGUACACAAUUGUCUUGAGGUUACUAUAUUUAAGAGAGAUGGACAGACAAGUAAAAGCAUGCUUCAAUGCUGAACACCCUGUCCAGCUGUAACUAAAUUUUGUAAGGGACAUAGAGAUGUGAUGUUGGCAGAUUAUUCAUGGUUUUCUGCUGAAAAGAUUAGAGGCUGACAAUAUUACACUGAGCACCUCAUCACCAUGGCCUGUGUACCAUAUACAAUUCACAAUUCAGGAACAUGAUAGAACACUCCCUUGAUCAGUGCAGUUCCACCAGUGCUCAAAAAGCUUAACAGCAUCCAGACAAAGCAGUUUUGUUAAUUGGGACCCCAUCAACAACAUUAAACAUUGAUUCUCUACACCAAUGCAGUAGCAGCAGUGUGUACAACAGGUUCACAGCAGCACCUUCCAAACCUGUGAUCUCCACGACCCAGAAGGAAAAGGCCAGCAAACGCAUAAGGACACCACCACUUACAAAUUCCCUUCAAAGCCCCACAUCAUCCUGAUGUGGAUUUAUGUAUUUGUUCCAGCAUGGGCGCUGAAUCAAUAUCCAGGAACUCUCUAAGAGCACGUUGCAAGUGUACCCACACCCUGUGGACUGCAGCAAAUGAAGAAGGUGGCUCAUUAGUACUUUCAAAGGGUAAUUAGGCACAGGCAAUAAAUGCUGACUUUGUCAGCAAUGCCAUGUGUCAUGAAGAAACAAUAAAUGAAAUGUACUAUAAAUUACAUCUGCUCCUUGGGAAGGGGAUGGAGACAGUGAAAUCUUGAUUUGAUAAAUCUCAAGUGUCAGUAAAGGCCUAAUCUAUCCAUUUGGCAUAGAUGUGAGUUAUGAUCUUGACUAUGUACAUUAGGUUUCACAUUGUAUGUAUACAUUGGUUACAUUCACGAUGGGAGAGGGGUAAAUUAAUCUGUAUGAAUUUGGCAGGUAAGAGUUUGGGUCACGUUUUUCAGGUCAUUGGAAACCUGGAGUCUACAAAAUGAGGAAUGGAGCCAGCUACUCUGAAACUGAAUCAGAGAUAGUAGGAACUGCAGAUGCUGGAGAAUCCGAGACAACAAGGUGCAGGGGUGGAUGAACACAGCAGGCCAAGCAGCAUCAUAGGAGCAGAAAGGCUGACGUUUCAGGCCUAGACCCUUGAGUUUGCAUGCUGGCAGAACAGCUAUAUCUCAGUAUUCUGGCUUGCUGGGGAUGGAUGAAAAACCCACUUGAUGCUGGGACGCGAUUCAUUUCCCAAAAUUUCAAUCAAAUAUGAUUGAAUUCAUUGAAUUGCAAAAGCUGCAAUAAUAAAAGAAAUGUUUCAUACUAUUUGCCAAUGCAUGUGAAUAAUCCUGGCAUGGAAAAGAAAUGUCUAAAAAGUCACCACAACAAGUUGCAUUGUAAAGCACUUGGCUAUUUUCACUGUCAUUCAUUAACCAAUGUGUAUAUCUGUUACUUUUUAAUAAAGCUGUCUCAGUAAGGA